AUGUCCGUCACCACAACAACAGCGACCGCCGCAUACGCGCCGACCCAUAGAAGUCUUGCCCACCCGCCGCGAACUCUUCGCAAAGCUACCAGCUUCACUAGCAACUUCGCCUCCUCCACAACCGCUUCCUCUCCCAGUCUUAAUUGCCUCUACAACACACAUUCGCGACUUACGCCCUCCCAUCAAUCGCUUCCGCGCAAAUCCUCCUUGGCUGCUCUUACUCCCAAGUCUCUCGCCUCCAUCCCCGAUGUAAGCGAGUCCUAUGCCUACAACAGCGUGCUAGCCGAGUCGCCCGAUCGCAAAAUGCCACCCGCCACGCCCGGUAGGGCCGGGACCGAUUUCGUUCUCGGCGAUGUCGUUGAAGUCCCGGGCAACAUGUUAGGCACUGUCCGUUUUAUUGGUUCGGUGGAUGGAAAGAAGGGCACUUUUGCUGGUGUCGAGCUGCAUCCCGAGUUCUCUCAGCGGGGCAAGAACUCGGGCGAAGUGGAAGGUGUUUCCUACUUUACUACGACUCUUCCUGGCGCAGGCAUCUUUCUCCCUCUCAACAAAGCCGUGAGACGAGACUCUCCUCCUGGCUCGUCUUCCAGCUCGUUUCCUCACACUCCCACUGCCAGCACCAUGGGCGGUCUCAAGGUCGGCACGCAGAACUCCACGAACACACCUCCGACGCCGUCAGUGCCGCUAUUCAGCAAAUCUGUUGGCCCUGGCAUUGCCCCCGGCCGAUCAGUCAGUCCUCAACUGAAGAAGUCGAUGAGCAGGCCCUCUGUACGCCCGGAGUCGCCUGUACGAAAAUUACAGAUGACCCCAGGACCGAGACCAUCACUGGCGACACCCGGAAAGGUGCCUUCCAAAUACAGCUCUCCUGCCCCGAAUCGCUUCGCGCAGAGCGUUCGUGGAACGGCUGGAGACCCGAGCAAAGGUUCACGAUUGGAUAGGAAGCCAAGUGUUGGUCCGCGCAGUGCCUCUGCCCUUGGCCAAACGUCAAUGUUUGACGAAGAGCCGAUGCCCCAGCCACCAGCCACUCUGCAGCGAACACAGACCAAUGGGAGCACCAAUUCGGUAUCUUCCUACAGCUCCAAGUUCAGAGUACCGUCGCGGGCUGGAGCCGGCUCAAGGGCCGCGUCACGAGCUCAGAACGACGACGAGGUUGACCGGCUUAGAGCACAACUGGACGACCGUGAAAGGCAGUUGAGGGAUCAAGCAUCUACGUUGGCAGAGAUGGAGAGCAGUUUGACCGAGCUUCAGACUCUUAUGGAGAGUUCGGAUCUGUCAGCACCCAAGCGCAACAGUCUCGACGAUAAGGACUCGAUGCAACUUCGCGCAUUGGUCAGAGAAAAGAAUGAGAAGAUUGCGAUGCUCACUGCCGAGUUCGACGCACACCGAGCUGACUUCCGAAGCACCAUCGACACCCUCGAAAUGGCUAGUUCCGAAACCGAACGAGUAUACGAAAAGCGCAUUGAUGAGUUGAUGAUGGAAAUGCGUGAGCUCGAAUCGCGGACGGAUGACGUAGAUUCGGUUGCUCGUCAGUUGAAGCAGCUUGAGGAGUUGGUUCAAGAGCUCGAAGAGGGUCUCGAGGACGCACGACGCGGUGAAGCGGAAGCAAGAGGGGAGGUCGAAUUCCUCCGUGGUGAAGUCGAGCGUACACGAACUGAGCUGCGCAGGGAGCGCGAAAAGGCAUCAGCCGGAAUGAACGGCACCACAGGUCCAAGCAACGGAGACCGUGGCUCCAUUUCCAAGGAAUUGGAGCAGAAGGAAGAUGAGAUUCGGGGUCUUAAGGCGAUCAUCCACUCUCUCAGUCGCGAUUCUGUUCCUGGGGCCGACAAAGCUGAGGACCCCUCCGUACGCGAGAACGCAGUGGCUCGUGAAAGGCUGGAGCUCGAGCUGGCAGAGCUCAAUGAUGUCGUGAAAGACAAGAGCCGUCGCGAGGAGGAGCUCGAGCGGGAAGUGGAGAGACUUCGUAGGGGAAGCGUCACGACUCAGCUCACCGGACCUCUGGCCAACGGCGGUGCGCAGCGUUCUUCAUUACGCGAUUCUCGAGAUACCGUCAUCUUGAUGCGCAACAGCGAGCCCCAGUCUCCCACGACGACGCACAAGCGUGUUCGUACACUGGACACGAUGCCCGAAAGUGACGCCUACUCAUCAGUCACGGAUAAUAGUACUCUUUGGUGCGAAAUUUGCGAGACUGGCGGACACGAUAUCCUUACUUGCACCAAUAUGUUUGGCAACGAGGGUGGCAAGACCAACGGCGAUGCCGGCAAGGCCAUCAAGGAGGAACUGAAGCCCAUCCCCGCCGAAGACAAACCGGCUCCUCUAUCGCCAAUCAAGUCUAAGCCGCUUGCUCCUCCGCCGACCGUCAAGAUCUUCCCAAACCCGAUGGAUUCCGGCCCUGUGGCUGGAAAGGAGAGCGGAAUUGUCGACGUCUCCAAGUGGUGUGCCCUAUGUGAGAGAGAUGGACACGAAAGCGUCGAUUGUCCAUUCGAAGAUGCAUUCUAG
Colletotrichum abscissum is the source of this 2493-nucleotide messenger RNA. RefSeq names its product CAP-Gly domain-containing protein. Gene Ontology annotation, molecular function: microtubule plus-end binding. Gene Ontology annotation, cellular component: microtubule associated complex; spindle; microtubule plus-end. Bases 1 to 2493 code for a protein of 830 amino acids. Lineage: Eukaryota; Fungi; Ascomycota; Sordariomycetes; Glomerellales; Glomerellaceae. The transcript has 2 exons. The record is from RefSeq and is a predicted model, not a curated record. Gene Ontology annotation, biological process: cytoplasmic microtubule organization; nuclear migration involved in conjugation with cellular fusion; establishment of mitotic spindle orientation.